Messenger RNA from Cylindrotheca closterium, 1722 nucleotides. The record is from the annotation of a GenBank genome assembly. Lineage: Eukaryota; Bacillariophyta; Bacillariophyceae; Bacillariales; Bacillariaceae.
AUGCCGUACAGCAGCAGCAACAAAAGCAGCAACAGCAGCAACAACAAGAUGUACUUUCUCUUGUGCUUGUGGGCAGCAAUGCUGAAUCGUUCCGAGUCAUUUGUUUCUUCCCCGAGAACUAGAAUUUCGUUGCAACAAUAUCCACAACAAGACGCAAACAAUCCAUCCUUCACGGCAGCAUUGUUGUCAUUAAACGUCCACACAGUCCGAGACGCUGACAUGUACGAAAGGAUGAUGGGGGGAGAGCGCUACGAAAUGGUCCCACUUCCAGAUUCCAUGCUCCAAACCACGCUCUUUGUGGGAAACUUGAACGAGUUUGUCCACGACGACGACCUCUCCCGACUCUUUGCCCCCGUAACCGAAUGGUCCUCCAUUCCCGCCUGCGUGGUCCGCAAACCCAACAUGGCCUCCCUCAAGUAUGGAUUUGUCACCUUUCCUACCGAAGAACAAAAGAAUCAAGCCCUCUUGAGAUUUCACAAUGCAGAACUUCAAGGCAAGCCCCUCAAGGUGGAAGAGAUUCGAGAUCAUCCCAAAAAGGGACGGGUCCGGGUUCCCGAAAAGAUGGUGGCCUAUGUCAUUGGUGGAAUCAAGAAUUGCAGCAAGUCCUCUCGAAAGAAUCAAGUCAAUACCAUGCGACAAGUCCGCAGUCAGACCAAAUUGCAAAAGAAGAUUAAACGAAAGGAAAAAAUCAAGAAUAAGCGCAACAACAAGACGAAACCCUUUUCCCAUCCUGCCACGACUUCCACCACGCUGAUGGACAGUGUUCCUGAAGUCCAAGUCCAAAUCCAAAUCAACGAGCCACCACCACCAAAAAAAAAGCAACGGCGUCUCUCCCAACAAAAAUCAGAACGAUACAAACUAACCAGCAAGGAACAACAAGAACUCCAACGAGCGCUCCGCAAAGGCUAUGUCACCUUGGAAGGCACGGGCUUUCGGCGGGGUCGAAAAUCCUCCAAUUUGGCCUGUGCUCAUCGGCAAUGGUGUUGUUUGCAAGCCUCCAAGCCACAAAUUGUCUUGUGCAAGGCCAGUGGGGGAAGACCUUUGGAUUGUCUCAUUGUCGAUUUGAGUCCACUCCGCGAACGACUCUUAUUACUAUUAUUACAGCAGAAUGAUGACGACGAUGAUGGUGUAGUGCACGAGAAUGCUGCUGUCCACCACAACCACAAUGGUUUUCUUCUCGGGGAACAACAACAACAAGAAGAAGAAGAAGAAGAAAACCAAGUGGAGGAAUCAACAACCUCCGACAAUGAAUUGUUGUGGAGGUUGUGGAAUGGACCUAUCAUUCAAGCGGCCCAAAAUGCGGGGAUGGAACUACGCACCGAUUACAUUCAAGACAAUACAUUGAGUGAUUUGAGUGCAUUCCAAGACUUGCAAGACGAAUUGGUGGGCUUUGGAAAUUUGCCCAUUUCCCAACUACCGUCCAUUAGCAUGGGGGUCUUUGAAGGAGAACGGAGCCAAGCCAAGGCCAUGGCACGAGAAUUGGCAAACUUGUGGGAAAUUCCACAACUUGAUAAUGGUGGUGGCGGUGGCGCUGUUUGUGGUGUAGUGACUAGUGGUGGUGGUGGAGAUAAGAUGGUGUACAGCAGUAAGAACGGCAAUCACUCGAAACCCAACAAGAAAUUCAAACGGUCUGAUCACAACAGUCAAAGGCGACAGAGGAGGCAAAGAGAAAAUGACUUUUUUUCUAAUAACCAUGCAAGAGGAGCUGAAAGUCUUUGUUGA